Amyelois transitella is the source of this 2928-nucleotide messenger RNA. RefSeq names its product pre-mRNA-splicing factor ATP-dependent RNA helicase DHX16 (gene l(2)37Cb). The transcript has 5 exons. The record is from RefSeq and is a predicted model, not a curated record. Bases 232 to 2886 code for a protein of 884 amino acids. NCBI's taxonomy places the organism in Eukaryota, Metazoa, Arthropoda, Insecta, Lepidoptera, Pyralidae. Gene Ontology annotation, cellular component: intracellular anatomical structure; catalytic step 2 spliceosome. Gene Ontology annotation, molecular function: RNA binding; ATP binding.
UCAAAACAAAAUAAACGUGUACCUACCUACCUAUGUUUACUCUGCUCUUUUCUUUCGUGUCAAAUAAUUUUGGUGAUUAUUAUGGGUAAUUUUCAAUUAGACUGUGUUUACCUUUAAUAUAGAUAACAAUUUUGUUUCUAUCCACAAGUUUUCUUGCGAGACUGCUCGUUUUGUAUGUAAUUUCAUCAGAGACAAAAGUAUUGACAAAAGUUUAUUUUUUCCUAAAUUAAAAUGAGUAAGUCAAGUAAAAGAAGGCAUUCAUCUGAUUCAAGCAGUGCAGAAGAGAAUCGUAUAAGAGAUAUCAAGGAGCGUGAUGAAUUUGCUAGGCGAUUAAAGAAACGUGACGAAGAUAAAGUUAAAAAGGUCACAGAAUCCUCUGGUAAAAGGUCAUAUGAAGAAGCAGCUAAACGACUUAAACUCGAAGCUGAAGACAGAGACAAAAUUUUGCCAAAGCUACGCGUUCAGUCGCGACGAAAAUACUUGGAGAAAAGAAAAGAUGACAAGGUUGUGGAACUGGAGGCAGACAUUGCUGAUGAUGAAUAUUUAUUUGAUGAAAGCAUAUUAACUGAAAGAGAAAAACGAGAAAGGGAACACAAAAAAAACAUAUUGCAAUUGGCAAAGGAACAUGAAAAAGCACGGGAAUUGGAAAAUGUUCAACGAUAUCACAUGCCCAGGGAUUUGGGUAAAGGAGAAAAAGGUGAAUAUGUUGAAGUUGAUGAAAAUGAAAAAUUACCACAUUCAGAGCAAAGAAAAUGGGAGCAAGAACAAAUAAAGUCAGCAUUUUUUAAAUUCGGGGCAAAGGAUGCCAAGUCCCAAGAUGAAUAUGAACUACUGUUGGAUGAACAGAUUGAUUUCAUACAAGCUCUGCAACUUGAAGGAAACAAAGAAAAAAAGGAAGAAAAAGAAAAGUCUGAGUAUCAAAAAAUACGUAUGACUAUAGAGGAAACCAAAAAAUCACUACCUGUAUAUCCAUUUAGGGAAUCACUAAUUGAAGCUAUUAAAACUUAUCAAAUAUUAAUUGUGGAAGGUGAAACUGGUUCAGGGAAAACAACACAAAUCCCUCAAUAUUUAUAUGAAGCUGGUUUUACAGAAGAUGGAAAAAUAAUUGGUUGUACUCAACCUAGAAGAGUAGCAGCUAUGUCUGUAGCAGCUAGGGUUGCUCAAGAGAUGAAUGUCAAACUUGGCAAUGAGGUUGGAUAUAGUAUCAGAUUUGAAGAUUGCACUUCUGAUAGAACGGUCAUCAAGUACAUGACAGAUGGCACGCUGCACAGAGAAUUCUUAUCAGAACCAGAUCUUGCAUCAUAUAGUGUUAUGAUUAUAGAUGAAGCUCAUGAGCGCACCCUUCAUACAGAUAUUUUAUUUGGCCUUGUUAAAGAUAUUACCAGAUUCAGACCAGAGUUAAAAUUACUUAUAUCUAGUGCAACACUAGAUGCAGAAAAGUUUUCAAAAUUUUUUGAUGAUGCUCCGAUCUUUAGAAUUCCAGGAAGAAGAUUUCCAGUAGAUAUUUAUUAUACAAAAGCUCCAGAAGCAGACUAUGUCGAUGCUUGUGUAGUGUCUGUCUUACAAAUUCAUGCCACACAACCAUUAGGGGACAUUUUAGUAUUUCUGACAGGACAAGAGGAAAUUGAAACAUGUGUAGAGAUGUUACAAGAAAGAACAAAAAAAAUUGGAAAGAAAUUAAAAGAAUUGUUGAUACUACCUGUUUAUGCCAACCUUCCGAGUGACAUGCAAGCAAAAAUUUUUGAACCCACACCUGAAGGUGCCCGAAAAGUGGUUCUAGCCACUAACAUUGCUGAAACAUCCUUGACAAUUGAUAAUAUUAUUUAUGUUAUUGACCCUGGAUUUGCAAAGCAAAAUAAUUUUAACUCAAAGACAGGCAUGGAGAGUCUUAUGGUGGUACCAAUUUCAAAAGCUUCAGCAAAUCAAAGAGCAGGCAGAGCUGGCCGGGUUGCACCUGGCAAGUGUUUCAGAUUAUAUACUGCCUGGGCUUAUAAGUAUGAGCUUGAAGACAAUACUGUUCCAGAAAUCCAGAGAAUAAAUUUGGGAAAUGCUGUUCUUACAUUAAAGGCGUUGGGAAUUAAUGAUCUCAUUCACUUCGAUUUUUUAGAUCCUCCACCACAUGAAACACUGGUUCUUGCUUUAGAACAACUGUAUGCGCUCGGUGCUCUCAAUCAUCAUGGAGAAUUAACUAAAGCAGGAAGGAGAAUGGCUGAAUUUCCAACUGAUCCAAUGCUUGCAAAAAUGCUCUUAGCAAGUGAAAAGUAUAAAUGUUCAGAGGAAAUAGUGACGAUUGCUGCAAUGUUAUCUGUUAAUAGCUCAGUAUUUUAUAGACCAAAAGAUAAAAUAAUACAUGCAGAUACUGCUAGAAAAAACUUUUUCCACCAUAAUGGUGAUCAUUUGACAUUGAUGAAUGUCUAUAACCAAUGGGUAGAUUCUGAUUAUUCUGUUCAAUGGUGUUAUGAGAAUUUCAUACAAUAUAGAUCUAUGAAAAGGGCACGUGAUGUGAGGGAACAAUUAGUGGGACUUAUGGAAAGAGUAGAAAUUGAAAUGGAAUCGAGUAUAACAGAAGAUGCUAAUAUUCGAAAAGCAAUCACUGCUGGAUAUUUUUAUCAUAUUGCAAAAUUUUCAAAAGGUGGACAUUAUAAAACUGUUAAAAAUAAUCAAACUGUCAUGAUACACCCCAACAGUGCUUUAUUUGAAGAGCUGCCCCGCUGGGUGAUUUACCAUGAACUGGUAUUUACUUCUAAAGAGUUUAUGAGACAAGUAACAGAGAUUGAAAGCAAGUGGCUUUUAGAAGUUGCACCCCAUUAUUACAAGUCAAAAGAGCUAGAAGAUUCAACAAACAAAAAAAUGCCAAAGACUGUUGGGAAAUCUUCAAAUAAUUAGUUAUUAAAAAAAUAUUUAUUGCAUUUUCAAUGAGAUCUAAAG